Arabidopsis arenosa is the source of this 1143-nucleotide messenger RNA. Lineage: Eukaryota; Viridiplantae; Streptophyta; Magnoliopsida; Brassicales; Brassicaceae. The record is from the annotation of a GenBank genome assembly.
GUGAGAGACCAUGGCGACGCGUGUGACCAGACGGCGUUUAAACCCGUCCUCCAAAAUCUCAUUCUUCUUCUUCUUCUCCGCCGCCGUCAUUAUAGUAUCUCUACUCGAUCUCGUCUUGUCGAAGCACAAGAGAUUGAAUAACACAUGGAAGAAACAAAGAGAAGUUCUUUGGGUGCGCGAAAGAAACUCAAGAGGAAGAAGAAGAACAGUAGACUUAUGAGAAGUAUUGUCACCUACCUCAAAUCUGAUGCAUACUUGUUCGCUCCUCUGUUUUCCAACUUUCCACCGCUCACGACGGAGAUAAAUACGCCUCCGCCGUCGAAUUCCAAACCAUCGACUUUGGACGACAUCUCCAUGGCAGGGUUUGAGUCAUUGGGGAUUGAGAGGGUUAUUAAGAAGAAGAGAAGAAUGUCUGAGAAACUUGAGGAAUAUCUAAAAUCUGAUUGUUUUAUGUACGCACCGAUGAUCUCUUCGCCUCCAAAGCUUGGUUCUUCGGUUAAAGAUUCUGCAUUUGGGACUAAGAUAGUUUUUGAAGCAGAGAAAAUGCAGAUUACGAAUUUGGUUACGAUGGAAGUAUCAACGACGAGUACUACAACCAUGAAGGAAGAUAACAACGACUGUAGGAAUCUCCGGUCAGAUAUUGUAGAACAGACAUUGCAUAGCGGAAGAAUCAACUCUCCAAAACGAGCACAGGUUACCUUAGAAGGACAACGAACUGGACUAAGCCGUGAAACCGAUCUUUCACCAGCCUUUUCCUCUCUACUAGGGGUUGCAAAACAAACCCUCGAUCUUGAAUCCUAUCAGAUGUCUAGCUGCAAAUUUCAUGGAAGUGACGUAGCGGGAGCUUCUAGUGAUAUAGAUGCUAGGGGAAAAGAUGGUGAAGCCAGAUCAAAGAAGAGUUGCAAUUGAGUGAAGAUAGUAAUGUAGACAUAGUAGACACAAUGUAAUCAUUGUAAAAUACAAAUUAAUUAGAUUACAAUAAUUAUAGUAGCUAGCUCUGAAAGAAGAAGUUUUCUUGUUGAUAAGCUUGAAGGAAGUGAUGUAUGAAUGAGGAUGACAAAGAUGUGUGUCUGUCUAAACAAUUGCCAUGUUAGCUGUCUGUUUGAUGAGUUGUUGUAUGUCAAAUAAACUGUUACAAUUCAG